Molecule: messenger RNA, 873 nt
Organism: Tarenaya hassleriana
Lineage: Eukaryota; Viridiplantae; Streptophyta; Magnoliopsida; Brassicales; Cleomaceae
Product: steroid 5-alpha-reductase DET2
Exons: 2
Coding region: 63-851 (262 amino acids)
Biological process (GO): brassinosteroid biosynthetic process
Cellular component (GO): membrane
Molecular function (GO): 3-oxo-5-alpha-steroid 4-dehydrogenase activity
Source: RefSeq, a predicted model, not a curated record
UCAUCCCCUGAUUCCGCCUCUCCCCUCUGAGAUCUCCCGCUCUCUCUCUCUCUCCAAAAAAAAUGAAAGAGAUCGGCGACGAAUCCUUGUUCAGGAACUGCCUCCUAACCCUAAUUUUCUCCGGCCCACCCACCGCCUUCGCUCUCAAAUUCCUCCAAGCACCGUACGGUAAACACAACCGUCCGGGAUGGGGACCCACCGUUUCGCCGCCGGUCGCCUGGUUCGUCAUGGAGUCUCCGUCACUAUGGGUCACUCUCCUCCUCUUCCCCUUCGGUCGUCACUUUCACGAUCCCAGAUCUCUCCUUCUGAUCUCUCCCUAUCUCCUCCAUUACUUCCAUCGCACCAUCGUCUACCCCCUCCGCCUCCACCUCAGCUCAUCCGCCGCCGUGAAACGCGGAUUUCCGGUCACCGUCGCUGCCAUGGCUUUUGUGUUCAAUCUCCUCAACGCCUACAUCCAGGCUAGGUGGGUUUCUCACUACAAGAGUGACUACGACGAUACGAAUCGGUUUUGGUGGCGGUUUGGCAUUGGUAUGGUGGUUUUCUUAACCGGGAUGUGGAUAAACAUGGAAUCGGACCGGAUUCUUGUAAGGCUAAAGAAAGAGAACCGGGGCGGUUAUGUCAUACCAAGAGGAGGCUGGUUCAAGUUGGUUAGCUGUCCGAAUUACUUUGGGGAGAUCGUGGAGUGGUUAGGCUGGGCCGUGAUGACGUGGUCUUGGGCUGGGUCAGGGUUUUUCUUGUACACGUGUGCCAAUUUGGUCCCUCGCGCACGUGCGAGCCAUAGUUGGUAUAUGGAUAAGUUCAAGGAUGAGUAUCCCAAGAAUAGAAAAGCCGUUAUUCCUUUUCUGUAUUAAACCGAGUUCCGGUUUGAAAAAC